CGGCAUAGCGAAGACCUUCAGUUAUCGUUCCAAAAAUUCCAUUUCAUUUUUAUGGUACGCUACAAAAUAUCCAAUCAGCUAUCCUCUCAAGAACGUACAAAAUUUACCGAAACUCGGAAUGGUCUCUCAUGGAGGCACACUCCUUUUGACACAUCCAUCAAGCUAACAUUCAAAUCUCAUAAAAUGAUUCUCAGUGAUGUUCUGUUUACUCAUUUUGGGAGCAAUAUCGAUUCGUCUGUACGCAAAUGUGCCUUUAGUGAAAUACAUUUAUUUCCAAACAAAUUUGAUUUUGCGAGAGACUCAUCUGGAACCCAGCUGAAUCUCUCGUUUUUGAUGCUACCAGACAAUCGAAUGUGCUGCGCCAGGCCGCUUCAUGUUCCAACCGCCACGAUAUUUGAGAUAUCGCGAUACAUGCAUAUUCAAACGGAACUGCGAGCCACGGGACCCACCGUUCAAUGGAGAGAAGUUUCUGACGAAAACGAUAUCCCGCUGUACAAUAGGCCAACAGACAGAUUGUGUGAUUGGGUGCUCGGUAAACUAUGGUUAAUAUGGUCGAAUUUCUGUGUGAAAAAAAUAAUCUGUUCCGGACGUGUUGGAGAAACGACUGCCUCCGUAAAAAUUUACAGUCCAUCCAGAAUCUACAGACACCUCUGUCCAGAUAUGGAAGACAAAGGGACGAGAGAAUUUGCUCUAAAGCAGUUGAACUCGCCUCCUGAAGUGUUAAAUGGAGUUUCAUUCAAAUUCAUU
This is a messenger RNA of Opisthorchis viverrini, 747 nucleotides long. RefSeq lists its product as hypothetical. The transcript is spliced from 5 exons. Lineage: Eukaryota; Metazoa; Platyhelminthes; Trematoda; Opisthorchiida; Opisthorchiidae. The record is from RefSeq and is a predicted model, not a curated record. The annotation marks the transcript as partial.